GUACGUUAGAGGUCAUUAUGUCACACUGAGAUGUAUUGUAUACUGUUCAACUAAUCGUUGGAGUAUAUAACCCGACACCGUCGCUGUCGUCCAUAGUGAAUGUCAUACCCCCGUUAGCUUGAACAAGUUGUUGCGAUGGGGAACUGGGUGACGGGGGUAUCUGGCAGCGCUGCCACGGUUCAGGCUUUCAAUCCCCCCGCACAUGGUGACAAGAUCCUCAUACCCGUGGACGGAAGCUAUCAUGCUGCCAAUGCAGUCGAAUUCUACCUGAAGAAGCUACACAAACCGGGUGUCGAGAUUGUUUUCAUUUACGCAGCAAAGCGCCCUCAUGCAACUGGUGAUCAUGCCGUCAGUGAUGAUGACGAAGUAAAUGAGUUGGGAGGAUGCCGGCAGGAGGCCAGGAAGACAAGUAAAGGUCUGGAAAUGCAAUACAUGGCGAAAGUAAAUGAAUAUGGGUUGGAGAACUACAGAAUUGUUGGAGCCGAGGGCCACCCAGGCGAAUGCAUCAUCAAGGCAGCCACCUUGGAGAAGCCGACAAUGAUAGUGAUGGGGUCCCGUGGCCUGGGGCCUAUAGCCAGAACCGUCCUUGGGAGUGUCAGCCAUUACGUCAUGAGCCACGCAGACGUUCCCGUCCUUAUUUACAAAACUAAACGAAGUCGCACUUACUUGCAGCCGCCAGAAUCUUUUAUUGAAUCUAUUUGAGUGCCAACAAAUAACAGCUCAAAGUCCGAUUGAUAUGGCCCACCGAUUUUCUUAGUUCUGGGGAAGGGCCGGAUGGAGUACAAGAAGUCCGGUGGCGCCUGAACUUUCUACGAGUGCUCUCCCUGGCGUUGGACUCGAUAUAUAAAGCAACUCCGAGGGGGAGAUUUUUAACCUGUUGAAUAGAACACUGAAGCGACUUCUGAGCCGUUCAUUGUAUAUCAGAUGAAACACAAGAUUAUAAAAGAGUAAGACGCCCGCAAUUUGCAGCCGCCAGUUAUAACUACUAAAAGGGUACAAAAUCUCUAGUCUGAGGGGGCAUUGGUGAUCAGUCACUGUUACCUCCAGUGGUCUACUAUGAAACCAAUUGAUGACCGCAGAUACAGAUAUAUUUUUAUUGCUCAUCGCAGCGAAAAUGAUCGCAAGUCGCUGCGACUAAAAUCAAAAUAACGCUAUUUUAAUUUUUACUCUUGAUCCUUGGUUUAAUACAGACAACAUUCAAGUUACAGUAUU
This is a messenger RNA of Lineus longissimus, 1212 nucleotides long. Its product is annotated as universal stress protein in QAH/OAS sulfhydrylase 3'region-like. The record is from RefSeq and is a predicted model, not a curated record. The transcript has 5 exons. Lineage: Eukaryota; Metazoa; Nemertea; Pilidiophora; Heteronemertea; Lineidae. Bases 136 to 702 code for a protein of 188 amino acids.